UUGAACGGUGAACUUCUCUCUGCUUGCUGCAGCUUGGGGCGGUGGGAGAUGUCACAUAACGUGGCGGCGUCAGCCUCCGAAGCCGAUCUUUGCAAGGCUCGGUUGACCACGGAAGAAAAGAGGCGGGGCGAAGAACACGAGGUGGGGGCGAGAUCGCCGCGCUGCAGCGGCUGUUCUCUUUAGGCGACCCACGCUCAGAUUUGGCAGCGGCUUUUUUUUAUUUUCCUGUCCCCGUUUCCGCAGAAUCAGGAUUUCCGUUUCCCUCCUCUUGAGAAAAGAAAAAAGAGUUUUUUAAAAAAACAAUUUGUCACUGCGAAGCAGCGCUACUCGCAAGCAACUUAGCGGCGCGCUUUCGGGUCCACGCAACCCGUCGGCCGCUUGCGGAGCAUGGAGCGAACCGGAGCGGAAGAUCCCGACCCGGCCGGGGUUCCGCCGGGGGCUCGCCUUCUCCUGUCCUUCAAGGAGUUUCUGGUCUCUCGCAAAGGGCUGCUGCUGCUGGCUCAGGCGGUGCUGUCAUUCAUCAUCUUCAUCUGUUAUAUUGCUUCGGCAGCUGCAUCUUUCCUGAUCGUACCCUUAUUAACAUUUCUGCUGGCCCUGUGUUUUUUCUUUGCAUAUUCCUUAAAGCUUAAUGAGAAGGUCAAAGCAGUCUACUGGCUUUUGGCGGAUUUCUUGUGCGGCAUCAUUGCUGCUAUUAUAUAUUUUGCCAUCUCGAUUGCUGCCAUCUCAAAAUAUUCUGACACGGCAUCCAAGGCAGCAGGAGUGUUUGGAUUCAUCACCACAAUUGUCUAUUGCAUUUAUGUCUACCUUACCUUUCACGACCUGAUGACAUACCUCAAGCAAGGAGAUUCUUCAGAUGCCCCUGAGCCACACAAAUCAGAAGAAGAGGAUUCAGAUUCGGAUUCAGACUGAAGCACAGAGCCUUGAUGGAUUGCAGAGCCAAAAGGAGAGGAGUCAAGGGGGACACUCUCUGUCAUUUUAGCCUGUGUAAUCUUUUUAUGAACUUUCUAUUAUUGUACAGAACGUCACCAAAGCCACUGCUGACAAUAUUCCAGUCUCAUGAGGAACUUGCUUACAAAAACUGCUGCUGUUUGAGCCUAGAUGUUUUUCUCUACCUUCCCUCACACAACAUUACAAUGCACUAUGUAGUAGACCACCUCUUAAAAUUUAACUUUUUUUUAAUACGUAAAUCAGGGUUGUGUAUAUUGAUGAUUGCAUCAGACCAGUUUGGUGGUUGUUCGGUACUGGGCGCAGCACUCUAGGACAGUCUUGUUAAGUUCAGCAUUUUAAAAAAAAAAACAGUUCUUCAGAUAGAUAUUUUUUUGUACGUUACAAAGAGAAUACAAAUACAGGAACUAGAUCAUCUCUUGCUGGAGACACCUUUAUUACUUAUAGAUGCAGCAAUCAUCUUCCCACAGAAUUAGGGUUUACAUGUUACAUACAAAUACAUGAAAAAGCCUCAAGGCUUUUUGUUUUGGAAAAGCAGCUCAGGAGAAUAUGAAUGGGGGGUAGUUAGUCUUGUCCUCUCCACAAUUUCUGGACUCUGUAUAUGCCUUGUCUACACACAGAGAGCUAGUUUCCUACUCUACAAGGCUCCAAAGACUAAAGAUGUGUUUAGUGUAAUACCAGAGUUUUGGGCAAAGCGGCUAAGCACCCCUGCCCCUUUCCCACAUUAUAGUCCCUCUUCCAAAGCAUUUCUUUUCUGAAAUCCAGCUUCAAAGUUCUUUCAUAAUUUGUAUGCAACAUGCAAUUAAUCACUUAAUUUGUGGCAUUGGGCUUCAUGGUGCCGAAUUCAGCUGAGUUGUGAUCAAAGCUUACACUUGCAAGGCAUAAGAGUUUGCUGGAUCAGAGCAGUAAUCUGCCAUCCUGUCCCCUCAGUGGCCAGCCAGACGCCUCUAGGAAGCCUGCAAGUGGUACCUGAGUAAAACAGCACUCUCCCUACUUGUUCCUAGCAACUGGCAUUCAGAGGAACACUGCCUCCAAACAGGGGAGAGAGAAAUGGCCAUUUUUACUUUUAUCCUUAUUGGCAGACAUGGGUCUUUUUAAAAAAAUAAAAAUAAAAAUGAAGGAUUCUAGGUCAGUGGAGGAGCACAUGUUUCGGAGCACAGAAGGUCCUAUGUUCAGUCUUUGGGUAGAAACUCACUGUUCUGCCACCUCCAGCGCGACUCCACCUGUCUUCUGAAAACGGGGACACACAACGUUUUUCAAACCCCACCCCCUUUUUACUAUAAAACCUUGUGGGAGCAGCUUGAGUGCAUUUUUUUAAAAAAAGAUUGGCUUCAAAGAGAUUUCUCAGCUGAUCAGCAGAUCAUCCUGUUCCCCCUCCAGGUGUGGCAAAUGGAACGCUUUGUCCUUGCAACUAGUGUGUUUGCAACUUUUAUUCAUAAGAUCACAGCAGAGCUAGGAAAGAGCUCCUGCCGCAGGGCCAAGCUGCUUAACCUGCAGGUUUUUGAAAAAACAAGGUUGCAUCAGCAAGGAGGUGGGGUGCUUAUAAUUAAUAAGCAUCCCCUGUUGUGGUCUUAAGGAAAAUUCCUUCUCCAAAGUUAGUAUUCUCAGUAUAAAAUCCUCCACUGGCACCAAUGGGGAAUUUUCCCUCAAAGCAAACACCAGCUUUGGUGGAGCGAUUUUUCUCAAGACGACAGAGGAGAAAAGGGUUCGGUUCUCCUCUGUGCCUCCUUUGAUUCUAUUAAAUUAUAAGCCCCUCUACCCCCAGCUGAAGUUAUAUACUGUUUUUUUUAAAAAAAACAAACCCUGCACUUUAAAUGCAAAUGCAUUUAACGUCAGGUAUAAUUUGGACCCACGAUCAUAGACCCAUGGCACCUUUACAUGCUUUCACACUAUGUCUAGCUUACCAGUAAGAUGGGUGACAUCUUAUUUUCAACCUUUGAAUUAUUCUGAAGAAAUCAGACAAGGGUGCUGGUUACGUUCUUCCUCCAUUGUAUGUCUAGAACUUAAGUAAUAGCAGCGAACAAGAGAUCUCAGCAAUGGCCAUCUAAAUUUGCAUCAGUUUCACCCUUGAGACAAU
Rhineura floridana is the source of this 3022-nucleotide messenger RNA. It is a transcript of the gene CMTM3, whose product is annotated as CKLF like MARVEL transmembrane domain containing 3. Gene Ontology annotation, cellular component: membrane. The transcript is spliced from 5 exons. The coding region runs from base 388 to 909 and encodes 173 amino acids. The record is from RefSeq and is a predicted model, not a curated record. Lineage: Eukaryota; Metazoa; Chordata; Lepidosauria; Squamata; Rhineuridae.